GACGCACCUAUAAAGUUCAUGUCACUCCUUGUCUGCAAACAACAACGCACCUCCCUAUGCUGACUGCCUCCAUCAGUACAGAGAAGACUGAACCAGAAAACAAGAAUACGUCUCAUCAGAGCACAAGGCAAAGGAAAAUUCAAUCAAAACCCAAUUUUCAGAGUAAUGGAUCCCAGCCAGUCUUUCGAUCAGCCUCCAGGAGCCUGGGAUUCAUCUGAGAAAUCAGCAAUGUUGCAUCCUCCAGCACCACCACCAGCAGACCAGGACAGUGCUGGAUAUCCUCCCUCCUCAGGGCCGUAUUCAGGACAAACUGUGGUCGCUGUACAGCCUGCAGUUUUUGAGAUCGCUGCUCCACUGGCCAGUCCAUUGCGAGAUUACUUGGGUUACUCCAUCUUUACCAUGCUGUGCUGCUGUUUUCCUCUGGGCAUUGCUGCGCUGAUUUUCUCCUGCUCUACUCGAAACGCCAACCUCUUAGGACAGCGAGAAUUAGCAGAGAAGAACUCCAAAACAACACUCAUCCUGAAUCAUGCCGCCCUUGGUGUUGGCCUCGUUUUCAUUGUACUGUUGAUUAUUGUCAAUGUUUUAACUUUACUUUAUAAAAGCUGAUAGAGCUGUCAUGGUUGGAUGCAGAUUACAAACAGAUUUGAUUCUCUGCAUUGUAAAUGUUAUUCGCUCAAUGUAUCAAUAAAGCCUACGACAUGUGCUUUAAGGCUGA
Molecule: messenger RNA, 715 nt
Organism: Carassius carassius (crucian carp)
Lineage: Eukaryota; Metazoa; Chordata; Actinopteri; Cypriniformes; Cyprinidae
Product: synapse differentiation-inducing gene protein 1-like
Exons: 2
Coding region: 166-606 (146 amino acids)
Cellular component (GO): membrane
Source: RefSeq, a predicted model, not a curated record